AUUCUCUAUGUCUCCAUGUAAUUUCGAAACCUGAAGACUGGACAAUAUAUUUCUGUGCAAACAAGAAAACACAUUAUACUUGUCAUCCCGGUACAGAGGAGUAGGAAAAUAUGAGCAAAAAUAAGAGGAAAGUUGAUGAGUAAACUGGUGGUGUGAUGUGGAGACCUGACUGUUGCCUCCAGCUGUCUCAUUUCCACCAUUACUGUACUGUACUUCUACUAGUUCACUGUCCACUGGGAUCUGUCUUCGAUGGCGAUGAAGAUGAGGUGGCCUCGUCUGCCAGACCCAACCAAGAUAGUGUUGGUACUGAUGUGGAUUAUUCUCCUGAACAGUUACAUUGUUCAAAAGUCACCUGCCUCACCACCUGAAGUGCCACUUGCAACACUGCAGUACCACCAGGUUCCCCUCGAGUCCUCCUCUUCAGACUUACAAGACAAUUACAAGUCCAUUAUCGUUACCAGAAACAAAACUUGGGAUAAACUGCAACAUGCAAUGGAGAAAUCUCCUAUACAAUUUACAUCAUCACCAGCCAAUAUCAGUGCUCUACAAGGCCAACAGUGGGAGCGCACUUCCCAAAAUACAAAGACUGGUUAUCUGGAAAGUAUGCCUGGGGAGCCUUUUAAUAAAACUGCAGACAGAGAGCUGAGAGAAACCUUAGAGCAACUGCUGGAUAUCUUAUCUACACCAACCUACCACUGUAAGAAACUUUUAAGAAUGGGAGGAUUUUCCUGUAACCAUACACCAGAUGGAGAAAAACGUGUGUGUCAUGAUCCUAAACUAUACCCACCUGGUGCAUACUGCCUGGUGUAUUCAGUGGGUGUGGGUCAUGACCUCACCUUCGACAUAGCCAUGGGAAAUUUCGGCUGUGAAGUAUUUGCUUUUGACAGUGAUGUUUACCAUAGAAACUACCCAACCUUCAUCAGUGACAGCCUGACAUUCUACAAGGUGAGGGUUGGAACAUACUUCUUGAGGGAGAUUCAAGUUCGAACAUAUGAUAAAGAGCUUGGGCCCUUCAUGGUGGAGUACUGGCCCCUUCCUAACAUAAUGGAUAAGCUGGGCCAUGUUAACCACCUGCUUCACUAUCUCAAGAUAGAUAUUGAGGGUAGUGAAUGGGCAGUGCUGGAGGAAACUGUGUUUAAGACCAACAUCCUUGAGGGGACACAACAACUGGCCCUUGAGGUACACCUGGAAGAUUUCCUUCAGGGAGGUGGGUCCCUCAGUACCCAGGCCUUGCUGAACAGUGUUAACAAAUACCUCAGAAUGGUGCGUGGUCUUCAGGAUCGUGGGUUCCACCUGGCCCACUGGGAACCAAAUUACAGAGGACCAGUACUAACCACUCUUGCUGGCCUGACUUUCCAUGUGUACUCUGAAACACUGUGGGUAAACCCAAGCUACCAGCCACGUUUGAAUUACGCCCCAAAACAUACACCGCCUGAGAAACUGUAAGGAAACUCCCCUAAAUAUUUGAGUCCAUGAUUAUUGUUCCUUAAACCCUUUAAUGAUAGAGGGCAGCAAGUUGGACAACAUUGUGGUGCACCAGUUAGCAAUUUCACUGUACAUGACUUUGCCUUUGCUGAUGAUGCAUGAUUUUCUAUGCAUACAGGGAUUAGUAUGAGCUUGAGAUCCUGAAGGUUAUUGUUAGAGUGAGAUAAGAUUACGGGAAGCAUAUUGUAUAGCUACACUUUCUAUAAUGGUGUGACCAGUGUUAUUGUUAAACCACAAAAUACAUUGAAGACUUUUAAUGUUUGGUCUUAAAGAACCAGACAUAUGUGCAGAGGUACAUAGCUAAAUUUUAUGAACUUUACCACACAAGUAAAAACUACUGAAAUUGUGAUCAGCUGAAUUGAAAUGUUUCUAGAUGUUAGAGUUCAAUGCUAGUGCUGUAAUACAAAAUGUGUUUAUAAACAAUAUUCUAUAGUAGCUACUGUACUGGGGAUCAUUAAUUUACAAAGGAAGAGGAUUUACAGUUUUAAAGAUCUACUAUAAAGUGUCAAUGAUCUGCAAUAUAAUGAAGCAAGAGUUCCUUUGUUAAAGUGCCAGCCAUAGUGUAUAUCAUGGCUCUAAUGGCUGGUGUCCACGGUAAUUUAGGCAUACUGUAAUGUACUAUAGUUUUAGGGCAUUUAUGAUAAAGACAUAAUAAAAAAUGAAGUUCAGUAUCUUGUACAACUUUGCUCUACUAUUUACAACUCAUAAUCAAAAACUCUUGUCCUCAAUGCACCUAUUAUAAUAAUUACCUGUCAUAUGAGCACAAGACUAACAGUUAUUAAUUUCUCACCCAUGAUUCUGGUGACAGCAUCAUGAGCAAAGGAUUAUCUGGUUCAGUUCUAGGUACCACAGCAGCUGUCACAAAAGUUCACCAAAAGCAAACUGAAACAAAGAUUUCUCCAUCUGUUAUAUUAUGUAACAAUCACAAAAGUACAUCAGAUUAAAUACUCCAAAACUU
This is a messenger RNA of Homarus americanus (American lobster), 2443 nucleotides long. RefSeq lists its product as uncharacterized. Lineage: Eukaryota; Metazoa; Arthropoda; Malacostraca; Decapoda; Nephropidae. The transcript is spliced from 7 exons. Bases 250 to 1446 code for a protein of 398 amino acids. The record is from RefSeq and is a predicted model, not a curated record.